This is a messenger RNA of Racocetra persica, 381 nucleotides long. Lineage: Eukaryota; Fungi; Glomeromycota; Glomeromycetes; Diversisporales; Gigasporaceae. The record is from the annotation of a GenBank genome assembly.
AUGGCAGCACGCAAUAUUAAUAACAUCAAUGUCCCAGCACUCGCUAACCGAAUCAGGAUAAUCACAAGGCUCAAUCAUCCUACACCUCGAAACACAGAAGAAUUAGCAAGAAAUUUCGAUGGCAAUAUCAAAGUUUUGGGCCUUGAUGUUUUGCUUCUUACAAUAACGCCAGCGUGUAGUUUGAUGAAUAUUCAUAGGCGCAACAUUAUUCGAAGAAUUGGUAAAUAUAUUUGGCGCGGUUUUAACCUCUUUCAGAAAGGAUUCUUUACCAAUCUCGCUCAGAGGAUUAAUAGAUAUCGAGCUAGACAACUUGGUCAAACUAUGAUUUAUCCUAAACGACAAGCUCUUAAUGAUUUUAUUUAUGGCUGGGACUUUCAUUAA